ACUGGUUAUUUAUUUCUCAGAGAUACUGAAGAAGUUAUCUGACUAGGCAGCUGACAGGGACCUUGAUAGUGCCAGAGUACAAGUGCACAUAAUUCCUUCUAAAUUAUCCAAAUCUAACUUUAUAUGAUAUUUUAUAAUACUUUUGAAAGAACUUGAAGAAAAAUCCCAUCACUGGAUAUUGGAGUGUGCUGCCCUUGCUUUCCAAUAUUUUUCAUAGCUUAGCCAUGGAAAUAUCUCUUUUCUUAGCAAAGAAUCACAUUUAGAACACCAGAAGAAAACAAAAAGAAUUCUUUUGAAGAUCAGGGAAUUAUCCAGCCAGAAACAAUGUCUCUCUUCAUACCUCCUGACAUUAAAACAUUUGCAUCAUGGGACUAUGUUGUUUUUGCUGCACUCUUUCUAAUUUCUGCUAGCAUUGGAGUCUUUUUUGCAAUUAAGGAGAGAAAAAAAGCAACUUCAAAGGAAUUUUUAGUAGGUGGUAGGCAGAUGACAUGUGGGCCUGUAGCUCUGUCCCUUACAGCUAGCUUUAUGUCAGCAGUGACUGUUCUGGGAACACCAUCAGAGGUGUAUCGCUAUGGGGCAUCCUUCAUUCUUUUCUUCAUUGCAUAUACUUUUGUCAUCAUUUUCACUUCUGAACUUUUCCUACCUGUGUUCUACAGAUCUGGGAUUACAAGUACAUAUGAGUAUUUGGAGUUAAGAUUUAACAAGUCUGUUCGUUUUGUCGCAACAUUCAUCUACAUAUUGCAGACGAUCCUCUACACAGGAGUGGUGGUUUAUGCUCCAGCACUGGCUCUCAACCAAGUGACUGGAUUUCACCUUUGGGGCUCUGUAUUUGCAACAGGAAUUGUCUGCACGUUCUACUGCACUCUGGGAGGAUUAAAAGCUGUUGUCUGGACGGAUGCAUUUCAAUUUGUUGUCAUGGUGCUUGGUUUUUUAACGGUUCUGAUUCAAGGAACUCUUUUGAAUGGUGGACCUAGCAUGAUUUGGGAAAGAGCAAACAAUGGAUCCCGACUAACCAUAUUUGACUUUGAUGUAGAUCCCUUAAGACGACAUACUUUUUGGACAAUUGCAUUUGGAGGAACCUUUACAUGGUUAGGAAUCUAUGGAGUUAAUCAGUCCACUAUGCAGAGAUGCAUUUCCUGCAGAUCAGAAAAACAAGCUAAGUUAGCACUUUACCUUAAUUUAGUGGGACUCUGGAUAAUCCUGGUAUGUGCAGUCUUUUCGGGUUUGGUGAUGUAUUCUCAUUAUAAGAACUGUGAUCCUUGGACUGCUGGCUUCAUUUCCGCACCUGAUCAGCUGAUGCCUUAUUUUGUUAUGGACAUUUUUUCCUCAAUUCCAGGACUCCCAGGACUAUUUGUUGCAUGUGCAUUCAGUGGAACCCUAAGCACUGUAGCUGCAAGCAUAAAUGCUCUUGCAACAGUAACAUUCGAGGAUUUUGUCAAGAACUGUUUGCCAAAUCUCUCAGAAAACAUGAGCACCUGGGUCAGCAAAGGCCUAUGUAUAUUAUUUGGUGUCCUGUGCACUUCAAUGGCUGUGGCAGCAUCACUUCUGGGAGGAGUUGUGCAGGCUUCACUCAGCAUUCAUGGCAUGUGUGGGGGGCCCAUGCUAGGGUUAUUUACAUUAGGAAUUGUGGUUCCUUGGACUAAUUGGAAGGGUGCCUUGGGAGGCCUUUUGACUGGAAUCACAUUAGCUUUUUGGGUAGGUAUUGGAGCUUUUAUUUAUCCGGCACCAUCUUCAAAAACCCUUCCUCUGGAUUUAUCAACAGCCAACUGCACUCUAGCUAACAGCACAGAGAUACUAGCUACAAUGGCUCCUACUGAACCUCCUUUCAGACCACAACUGGCAGAUACCUGGCAUUCCCUGUCCUACCUUUACUAUAGUGCUGUGGGCUGUUUAGGGUGUAUUUUGGCAGGACUUUUGAUAAGCUUUAUCACAGGACCGAACAAAGGUAAAGAUAUUAAACCAGUGUUAAUUAGGCCUGUCUGCAACCUAGUUUGCUUUUGGUCUACACGAUACAGAACAUUAUGUUGGUGUGGUGUUGACCAUGGCAGCAAAGUAAUUCAUGAGGAUUCUGAAAAUAAUCUGUGUAAAGAUACUGCAAAGGUGAUAGGAAUAGACAAGGCCUCCCAGGAUGGAUUCAAGAAAGAAAUUCCAAGCUAUUUACCUGGUUAUAAUCCCAAUGAAAAAUCUUACACUAACCCAAGCUUAGACACAGAAACGCAUUUCUAACAUAUGAUUUGGAAAAUAACAUAAUUUACUAUGGCAAUGAAACUGCAUUGCUCCAGAUUUGAAAAACAAGGACCAUCCCUGUCUGUUGCAUUCUACAAAGUUGUAGAUGACUAGUGCCACAUCAAGUUACUUAAGAAGACGAACUCAGGUUUUAUUUAUGAAAUACAUUUAAAAAACAAGGCAUCCAUUCUUAGGAGACAGUGAAAUGCUGGGAAUCCUGUUAUUUCAAAAGAAAUAUAGAAGCGAGUCAUAAAAUGUUAAUACCCACA
Messenger RNA from Alligator mississippiensis (American alligator), 2495 nucleotides. RefSeq names its product solute carrier family 5 member 12 (gene SLC5A12). The record is from RefSeq and is a predicted model, not a curated record. Bases 325 to 2226 code for a protein of 633 amino acids. Lineage: Eukaryota; Metazoa; Chordata; Crocodylia; Alligatoridae. Gene Ontology annotation, molecular function: symporter activity; lactate transmembrane transporter activity. Gene Ontology annotation, biological process: transmembrane transport; sodium ion transport. Gene Ontology annotation, cellular component: membrane. The transcript has 15 exons.